Messenger RNA from Mucor velutinosus, 1335 nucleotides. RefSeq lists its product as uncharacterized. Lineage: Eukaryota; Fungi; Mucoromycota; Mucoromycetes; Mucorales; Mucoraceae. Gene Ontology annotation, cellular component: tRNA (m1A) methyltransferase complex; nucleus. The record is from RefSeq and is a predicted model, not a curated record. The coding region runs from base 1 to 1335 and encodes 444 amino acids. The transcript has 5 exons. Gene Ontology annotation, biological process: tRNA methylation.
AUGACUGAAGUAACAAAGUACGAAGACGAUGAUUUAAUACAAGCACAACAAACUGUGAUCAUUCAAAUGCCCAGUGGAAAUGCUAAAAUUAUUUCUUUGAAGCCUGAUACGAUGGUCAAUUUGGGCAAAUUUGGCUCCUUUCAAUCAGAUCAUCUAAUCGGAAAGCCUUUCGGUCUGUCAUAUGAAAUCAUUAGCAAACAAGGUGAGAUUCGCCCUGUUGGCCAUGUAUCUAAGAACAACAACAUUGAGGAAACGGCUGCCAAUAAUCAAAUGAUCAUUGACGACGCUUCGAACCAAACAUUAACACACGAGCAAGUGUUGGCAUUGAAAGAAAAGGGAUUGCAAGGCGAAUUGGCCACUGAAGAAAUCAUUAAAAUGAUGGUUGAUUCUCACUCUGGCUUCUCCAAAAAGACCGAAUAUUCCAAGGCCAAAUACAUUGAGCGCAAAAAGAAAAAGUUCAUGAAGACAUUUACACCUGUACGACCUACUAUCAGCACCAUCAACGACUAUUUCUUUUCCAAAAACCCUGAUAAAAUCAAGCACAUGCGCAUCGACACACUCUCUCAGCUAUUAAGCAUGGCCAACGUACAUGCGAAUGCAAAGUUGCUGGUUGUGGACGAUACUCAGGGUCUGAUUGUGUCCUCUUGUCUGGAGAGAAUGGGUGGAUUCGGUCAAUUGGUAGCUAUUCAUGAAGGAGAUCAUCACAAUUACGACAUUUUACGAUACAUGAACUUUUCGAAAUCUGUGCAAAGUGUAUUCCACCCUGUGCCAAUGACCAUGAUAGAUCAAGGCAUACCAAAUGAUCCGUUCGAGAUUUUGACAGAAGAACAAGAGGCAGCAUUGUCAGAGAACGACACAAUUUCUUACAGCAGACGUAAAGCAGCCUGGGAGGCUCGAGUCAAGUGUAGAAAGACGUUGCACGAAGGCAACUUUGAUGGACUCAUUAUAUCAUCCUCAUUCCAACCCGAGACAGUGAUCAAGGAAUUAUUGCAAUAUGUCAAUGGAUCACGACCCAUUGUGGUGUAUAGCUUCAACAAGGAAGUGUUAUUACAAACAGCUUAUUGGAUGCGUAGAUCAAGCAACUUUUUGAAUGCAGAGCUGACGGAGAGCAGCAUGCGUGAAUACCAAGUCUUGCCUGGACGUAUGCAUCCCAACAUGAACAUGAGCUGUGGUGGUGGCUACUUGCUGUCCACACUCCGCGUCAUAGAUUGCCCAUUUGAUCCCUCUCUUGUCAAGAAGAGCGCUGCAGACAGCAAUGAUAGACGAUUCAAAAAGAAGAAGGUGUCGCCUGCUGCCCCCCAGACAUCUACCGAAGAAACAGCAAACGUGAAUUAG